AUGGUUGGGCUUUCAUGGUCCUUGAGCGAGAGCGGUGAAGGUGCCGAAAACGUGCUGAGCUCAUUACCGGAUUUGGAUUUAGAGGAGCUGAUUAGUACACGUGACGAGAGUGGUGCCACAAACGCGGUUGCUGAUACUGUUGUGGUAGUAGGCAAGUAUCUCCGGGUUUUAGCGGUGCUGGAAUGGCUUGCCUCCAUACUCAUUUGGACGAUGGAAACCGCACACACUCACAUGCAGAGCCGAAGGUGGUUUACUGAUUUUACAGCGUCAGCGACACAAAAAGUGAUGGCGCGCCUGUUUUGCGUGGAUCGCUCUGUUCAGUUUGAGCGGGCAAGCCUGGCGGCACUAUACCAGAAAAGCCAAAAAGAAAAAGGCAGUAAGGUACAGACGAGGCAGACUGAUGGAUUGAGCACUAGCGUGGAGGUACCUGACGGAUCGGGAUCUGCUACACCAGAGUUCAAUGUAGUAAAACGUGGUGGUAGGGGCACAGGUCUGUGGAAAAUGGGCUCUUUGCUACUUCUGCGCUUUUCACUGAGCAUGCGCAGUCUUUUGACGGCCUAUAGUAAGGUUUUCUUAUCAGCUCCGAUGCAACAUCGCCGAGGAGAUAACAUCGUGGUUCCCUUGACGCCACAUGCUCGAGCACUAGCACGGACGGUUGCGCAAGUCUUAGAAAACCAUUUACUUUAUGUUGUAGCAGUGAGUCGCGCGGCACAGAUCGACACAUUCGUACAACAGUACUACCUCACGUUUCUCUUGGAGUCGAUUUCGAUUGUACUUUUUGAGGGAAAGAAAAAGCAAGCUAACACGUUGCUGCUUUUGGAGCUGAUGAAGCCAAUAGGCGACGUUUCGGAGGUGCAGACUUUAACUGCAACUCCUAUAGUAUCAAACGAUGUUGCAAUGACUCAAGAGGAUGUCUCAGAAGAAGAAGAAAGGGAUACUGUUAAGCUUGGCAAAGUUAUCGCCACGUGUGCCGGUGCUCAAAUCACGGCCUCAAACCUGAUGGAUGUGAUCAUCAAUAUCAUCGAGCACUUUUUUGCCGUUUGUCUCAAAGGUGGACAUGAUGAAGCUAGCAAACCCAGUGCGAAGCCCUCUCAGAUGGCGCUAACGUCUUUUUAUAUUGCAGCAAGCAUUCUCCGAAAUCUGUCUAAUCUGGAAGCUUGGUCUGCGUCGCCGUUGACAGCGGCGUUACUUACUUGUGAUGCAGCUGAGGAAACAGAUGUAGCGCCAUUUCGACUCCGAGAGCUUACCGUGCAGCUGCAUGUUAUGUGUGCGCGUGCAGCUUUGUCAAUUUGGAAGAACCCGAGGUUUCCAAAUUCUUCUAUGGAUUCGUGUAUGGCGGAGGUAAUGCCUAUUGUCGUAACCAUAUUGAAAAAUCGUAUGAGUAGUGACGAUGAAGCAGUGGAAUCAGAUGGUGAGAGUGAGCUGAGUGGUAUAAGCCGUCGUGAAGGGUUGGAGAACGACCGUGAUGGAAACUUUUCUAGCGAGCUUCACAAUGAAGCGUUGCCUCUUCGGCGAGCGCUUUUUGGGGAAUCGCGCAGAGGGGGGCCUGGAGGAAGCACUCGGAGUCCAGUGUUUGUGCCAGAUUCUGAGAUUGUUGAGAGCUUGGUGUCUGUGGGCUUUCCGCAGCUACGAGUUGAGCGGGCACUGCGGCAAAUCCAAGUGAACAACGUGGAGUUAGCUAUGGAAUGGAUUUUAGGUCACCCAGAAGACGAAAAUGUGGCACACGAUGGCGAAACACAAUACGAGGAAGUGCAAGGUGAUAACAGUGCAGCUGCAGAAAGUACGCUCCAUCGAAUGGAAAUUGCGGCAGAUGGAAAGAAGAUGGAUAGAGGCUUACAGGCGCUUUACGUUUUGUUGCGAGACAGCUUUGAAGCAGUCUGCUUUCAGAUGUUGCGUGUUCACGCCGGCAAAGAUAAAUGCGAAGACGCGAAGCGUACAACAGGCUCAGACUCCACGGGAAAAUUGUACCCAAGCCAAAGUUUUGUAACGGUGAUCGCAGAGUGUUUCACCUUCUUGUGCUCACUCUCCGAUGUGGACCGCGAUUUGGUCGUUCAACGUCUGAACACUGCCAUUUUGUAUCACUUCAAUGAAGGCGAAGCUAACGGGGACGAGUACUUGACCAUGCUUACCCACCUAUUGGCGCUCGUGCUUCAGCUAAAUCCUGACACACGUGCUGUGCUGCAACUUCAAUCGCCUUCGUGUAUCGAAAACCUCGUGACGUACAUUUCGGGUGUCGGUCUCUGCAAACGUGGAGAUCUCAAGCCGUCAUGUACGCCAAUAUUACUUGUUUUUGACGCAGUGGUAGCUGGAAUGGCGACCAGACGAUUAUCUUCUUCAGGCGCCUCGUCUGUUGAUGCUGCUAUUGUAAGGAGUGAGACUAAUAUUGAGAGUGAGUCACGCAAUGAGAAGGAUGACCGUGGCCGAAAGAAAGACUUGUCCUUUGAGAAGCAACUUGUCAAGAUUUGCUUGCAAACACUGAAGCGGGCAUCGUCGGUGGCCUCAACGUAUACCAGUAAGGUAGCAGCUCACGCCAUUUGGCAGCUCUUGGUGCGUCUGACGCUCCAGUAUGACUUGUCGUCGUACUUUUCGUCACACGGCGGCCUUGAUGCAGUGCUGGAUAUCCCGGAAAGUUUACUGUUCGCUGGGUACCAAGAACUGACCUGCACGUUGCUCUCGCAGACACUGGAAUCACCCGACGUCCUAGAGCACAUGAUGGAAGAAAAAAUUCGGCGUGCCAUCGCCAAGUUAUCAACGCGAUUUGGUCCGCCAAGCCAGAUGCGUAUCACUCUGCGUGCGCUGUUGACAGAAGUUGCCCCGUUUGCAACUCGUGACGAAAGUGUGUUCCUAAGCGCAUUGCAAAAGUCUGUGCGGGUAAAGAAGUCUGAGUCGGGUCGGGCAUACGUCGUACCAAGAAGUACAAAGGCUGACGGUACCGACACAUUCACAGGGCAGUCUUCUUGUUCUCUCCUGGAUCCGAAUAGUGCGACAAGUGGAGCAAAGGCUUCGCGCAAAUUCCCUAAGGAUCACAAACACGACGCUCACAUUGCUGUGCAAAAGAUCAUUGGUCGCAUCCGUCGAUUGUGGGUUCUUGAGAAGCAUGCCGAGCAACAGCAAAAUGCAGUGGGCAAUGAGGUUGGAGCCAAAUCCGCAGGAGUGUGUGUGGGUAUGUACUUGCAGCUACUAGUCCAUCUGAUCACCCAUUUUCCUGCAUGCGCGACAGUCCUGGCUAAAGGAAAAGAUGAGGCUGGUCUGCAUCGGGAGCGUGAAAGCUUUCUACGUCUCGUGCUGUGCGAAUUCUUACCAUCCCGCGAACUCUGCCAGUUUGUGGCAGCUCGGAAGACUCUGAAAGAGGACGGGUAUUACGGAAACAGUAGACUAAGCAGUUUUGACGUCGAGAUGCUUGUUGCCGAUGUCAAAGAAUUCAUUGACCGACGUACAAGGUUGCGUGUGCAGUAUGCGCACAGGCUAUUGGUCAGCAUUGGCAGCCGUUCUGGCGAAGGUUCAAAGUGUAUUAUCUUACAGCUCGUCCAUUUGCUUCAAGAGUGGCCGCAAAAUGCUGGUGUUAACAUUGCAGGCGGUAACUGUGACUUAACUGUAAGAGAAGAACGAGCGUUGAGCUCUUUGCACGCGUGGUCGGGUUUGAUCAUGAGCAUUUUAUGGCCAAAGGGCUCUUCAAAAGGAUUUGCGUGGGACAAGGUCGUGUUAGGAGGAGGAUUGAGGGGUAAACAUGUUUUUGUGACUCUCCUAGCCAACGCGUUACGACAGAUUGACCUGACACACCCAUUGGCACACGCUAUUUGCACGAUGUUGCUUCGCCCGUUAUCGACACUGACGCGGUCGUUUGUAACACGCCGUAUACGGCGUUUACAAAAAAAGCGGAAUAUUUGCUCGGCUGACUCGGGCAAUGCGAGUUUGGCAGACCGUGAUUCUAACCAGACGUACAACGACUCGGGCGUUGAAGUGUCUGUCGUAACAGCGUUGGCGUCAGUUCCAGAUUUGUCCAUAUCGGAGGAAGCUUGUGACACUGCAGAGUCGGGAAACCGGAAUGGCAGGAUGCAGGUAAUAGAGACAUCCGGACCACCGUAUUCCGAUGGGACCAGAUUUUAUCCGCUACGUGAAGAAGAUGAUGACGACGUUUCGAUGCGAUCUCCAUUUUCGGAAACGGAUGACCACGAUAUGCACGACGACGACGAUGAGCAGAGUGAAGAUGACCGAAGCAGUGUGUCAGACCAUUCUACGGACGAAGGAGAAGGUGAAGAAGAUGAGGAUGAUGAUGACGAUGACGACGACGAUGAGGAAGACGAUGAUGAUGGUGAAGAUGACGACGAUGAUGACGACGAUGAUGACGAAGAUGAUGAUGAAUAUGAUGAUGACGAAGACGAUUUUGUUGAGCACCAGCAUCUGCUCAUAUCUCGCCGCACCGGAUCAAGCCGCCGCACAUCUUCCAAUCGUCUCUGGGGAUCUCUUGAGUCGGACUUAUCGGUUCUAGAUGAGAUGGACGAGGUUGACGAAGAUGAGUACUCCUACUUGAACAUACUCGAUGACGAGGCGAUCUUUGCUGAAGAACAACGACGACGCGCUCGCCUGAUCGAAACACGAAACAGCAGACCAGGAAACAAUGCUAGCGAAGGGAGCCAGCUAGCAGCUGACUCGGAGGACGGACUCGUUGAGACCAUGCGCGAUGCGCUUCUCUUGCACAACAGCAACGUUAGCGGAUCAAUUUCCACAACUAACGGCGAGACUCUCGUGCUGACAUUUGGCGACGUAGAAGACGACGUAGAAGAAGCUCAAGCGGAUUUCGUUGUGCCAAGAAGUUAUGUGGGCAGCGGACGUGCGGUAGGACCUUCUUCAGGAUUGGAAAGUCAAUCGGGGGGCAGCUCCGAUAGUAUGGCUACCUCGCUGCUCCAAUAUAUUGAAGAGCUGCCCGAUAUGCUAGGUGACGAUUUCACUUUUGAAGCAUUUGAUGCAGGUGGUAGAGGCGAUCGAUCACGUCGCGAACGUCAUUCAGAUCGACCUGGUAACAAUGUCUUCGAUCAGCUUAAUUCAGGUACCACAGCGGUACAUCCGCUGCUGCGGUCACACGAUCGCGAAGACUCCAUCAUGGUGCGUAGCACCAGGCGACUGUCACUUCCCCGUCAUUCGUCUCUUUUGCGAGAGCUACAAGAGCUGACUGAUCAAGUUCAGUCACAGCUGCCACCAGGCGGGAGCAGAUUACGACUGGCUCUGGGACGGGACUUGUUGCAGCGCGGAGCAGGGGGAAGUCGUGGUCGACCAUCCAAUCGUGGUAAUCGUUUGUCUGCUGUUAGCAACCUGCUCAGUGAGUUUUCGCUGGAUAUCCCGGCCUCGACACUGCCUUCUCGAGACCAGCGUCUCGGUUUACGAAGGGGUGACCGGGAUGUGUUCAGUGAUAUUUUUGCCGGUGUUGGUUUGCCCCGGGGACUUAGCAGUCGUGCUAAUGACGUGAUUGGCGGUGCAGCUAAUUCGACUAUAUGGCGCUCAGGUGAAGGUCGUGACAUGGAUGUCCGGUCGGUAGCUUCCAGGCUUGAACAACGAAUCAUUCGCAUUUGCAUCGAUGAAGAGGGGCCCGCGGCGAUAGCUGCUGAUCCGCAAGUAGAAGGUGGGACAACCACCCAGCCGCAAGAUGGGGUUGACGACAUCAUGGAAAAUCAUAGUGCUGCUGGGACUCCGCGAAGUGAAGAGCACAGUGCAAGCGAGCUGCAGGCCCAUGAUGAUGCCGCAGAGAGCCAAGCUGGACCGGAUAACUUAACCCAUACUGAUCAAGCCGAUGUACACGACACAGCAACAGAAGCUGCUGUUGUUUUGGAGCUUACCAGUACUCUCGGAGAAACAUCUCUGCUGCGAUCACCACCUGAGUCUGAUGCUGACGUAGACAACGUUGACUCAGAGGCGGAAACGAUCGCUGAGGCGACGAUAGGUUCCUCACCUGAGGCAACCUCCGUACCGACAAGCAGCUCUGACCGCGCAGCCUCACCUCCAGCGCCAGUGGCCGUUUUGGCUACUACAACAGCAGCACCUAACACUUCUGAUGUAAUGAUGAACUUCACUCUCGAUUUGUCUAGAUUAGGCUCGGCUCCGGCGCCACGAGUCGCCAGCAACAUCAAUAGUGGAGUUAUGACCGUCGACGAAGAGUCGAAGUCGGAGGAACUGUCGCGAGCGGAGACACAGACAUCAUCGGUUGAAAUUGUCGCGUCAGAAUUAUCGACUGCAUUGCUUGGACAACAACAUCAGCAGGACUACCAAUGUCCUGAAGGCAUGGAUGCUGAAGUGUUCACGUCGCUACCUUCGGACAUGCAAGCAGAAAUCGUUGCGCAAAGCACGCUGGCAGCUUCUGAAUUGAUAAGGGCUCGCAGUGAUACGGCCACGGUCGGAGGUGGCACACUUGGCUCUGAAAGUAUGUCACAAAUGGAUCUAGAUAUGGCCAACUCGAGCUUCGACCGUGAGACGCUGGAAGCGUUGCCUCCAGAAAUUCGUGCAGAGGUCCUAGAAAAUGAACGACGCGAGCGCGAGGCUGUCGCCCGUGCGGAGACAGCUGACACUUCUCGCGCUCAAGAAAUGGACAAUGCUUCUUUUGUGGCUUCACUAGCACCUGAACUGCGCGAGGAGAUUUUGGUCACUUGCGAUGAUGCGUUUCUGCAGACACUGCCAUCACAGGUUCGUGCAGAAGCCGCUGUACUGCGUGAACGUGUAGCCUUUCGCUCAACCUACCGCGAACGUGGUCAUGGUACUGAGGAUAGAGGUGACAACGACAUGGAGCUGUUUAAUCGUCCUACCCUACGACGUAUGCUGACCUCCCACAGCCCCGAGCGAGGUAAUGGUCGGCGGCGACCUCGCAUGUAUGACGACAUCGGUGGACUUCGUCGUAGCAGCCGCCAUGACUACCGCCAUGGAACUGGAAGUUCAAAGGCUCGCAAGGGCUUUUUGUGUACGGAAAAGGAUGAGGAAGAAGAAACUUGUGAGCGAAUCUUCGACGACCGAUGUGUACGCGGUUUAUUACGGCUACUCUUUAUGACACAAUCCGUCAUCCAGAAUCGUGUGUUCCAGCGGCUACUCGCAAAUAUUUGCUUGUACCCGCUAACGCGACGUAGCGUUCGUCGAAUGAUGUUGCAGUUGGUAUCAUUACCACUUUCAGAGCCCUUGAUUCCUGGCGAUGAUCGAGAUGACGAUGAUGACGGUAGCGGCAAGGUUCAGUUUCCACCGACCGUGAUAUAUGGAUGUGGUAUUGACGGAAAUCGUGCCAUUGGACGAUCUGCGGUACCUACGGAAGUUGUCAACCGCAUAUUGCAUGUUCUUGUGUCGCUUGCUAAGUACAACCCGCGCUUUACGGUGGAAAUGCUUCAGCCUCAUGGUAUGCUUCGUGCCCCAAGUGGCAAUUGCAUGCCCAUGAAAAUGGAGACGCCACUCUUUCGUGAGUGCGGUGUGGCUGUCCUAAUCGACUUGCUAGCGUUGCCGGUAGUGUAUCGCAACGGUACAAACCUGGAUGCGUUGCUCGAGUUGCUCGAGCUGGUUCUGUCACCGCUGGAGUGUCUGAACAAGCCAAAUGGCGAUAGCAAGGAAGAAAAAGAAGGCAGUGAAGCUGAUGCUUUGACCCCAGAAGAUGGCGGCGAAUGGGUUGCGGUCCCGGCAGUCGAGCUGGACGAAACGCGUAUGGGUGAGAUUGUUUCUGUUCUGGGUAUGGAUCUGUGCACGGCUCAAAUGCAGGAGCGCACACUCGCAGUACUGAAGUUGCUCACUCGUGUGCGCAGCAACUGCGAGCUUGUCAUCAACGCGAUUGUACGGCACGCCAGCACGUUGGCCAGCGUUACUCGGCGCAACGCACCAAAUCUUCCUACGGAAAGCACCAGGUUUGAGUCUUCUGCAGUACUGCAGUCGGCUCAGGAUGAGUUAAAGUUGCUACGUCUGCUACAUACCUUGUCAGACGUAUGCGAGAGCACUGCAAAGUUUACUGAGUGCUGCCAAACUAUUGGCUUGGACCCAUUGUGGAAUUUUCUGAGCUCGUCGUUAGCUGAAGCGCGUGCAAAGGGUGGUCUCGAUGAUCAGGAUGGUAGUGUUUCUGGUGCUCUAUCUGCACCUUCAGCCAUCCUGGUGACUGGGUUUGUAGGUCAGCCGGGCGCGGCUGUAGACGAUGCAGAGGGAACUGUCAUUCAAGGCAAGAGUGCAGGUGCAUCAUGUGCGAUGGCAGCACUUUUAGCACGAUUCCUUCCCAUGGUGGAGGCUUUUUUCGUUGUCAACGCCCGUGACGCGGCAUCCAUGUCAUUACGUUUACCAGAUUCAAGUGAGCGCGAAGAAGCAGUUGUGGCAGCACUGAGUGCAGGUGGGUUUGACGGCGCCAGUGCAACUGCACUAAUGGAUGACAAGGAGCAAAAGCCCUCGCCAAGGAGUGCUCUAAAGCGCAGUUUAUCGGCCUUAUCGUCGAUAUCUGAGGCAAAUGAGACGAUGAGACUGGUCAAUUUCGUGGAGUCGAAUCGCAUUCUUUUGAACUUGUUGGUUCGAGAAAAACCAUCGUUACUCGACACUUCUUUGGCUGCUUUGAUCAAGAUAUCUCGCUGCCGAGCUUACCUGGCAUUCGACAACAAGCGUACAUACUUUCAAAGCGCUAUGAAACGCCUCCGUCAAGCAGCGCUUAGGGGCCACGGCGGCGGGAGUUCUUCUGUGCGCAUUCCUGUACGGCGCGAUCACAUAUUUGAAGACUCUUACUAUGCCUUGCGCAUGCGUAGUGGUACCGAAUUGCGGCGGAAGCUGCAUAUUUCAUUUACGGGUGAAGAGGGUAUUGAUGCUGGCGGAGUCACGAGAGAGUGGUACAUGAUUUUGGCGCGCGAGAUGUUCAACCCAAAUUACGUGCUAUUCACGUCAGCGGCGGACUCCCCUACUUUUCAACCAAAUCCUCUUUCUUACGUGAACAAAGAUCACUUAAGCUACUUCGAAUUCGUCGGGAAAGUGCUGGGCAAGGCGGUAGCCGACGGUCAACUUCUUGACGCUCACUUUACGCGCUCGUUCUACAAGCAUAUCUUGCAGUUGCCGAUUUCGUACCACGAUAUGGAAGCCAUCGACCCGGAGUACUAUCGGAAUUUGCACUCUAUCCUGGACAAUUCAAUUGCCGACCUUGGGCUGGAACUAACUUUUUCGGCGGAGCAGUCCAAUUUCGGCAAGUUAGAGGUGGUCGACCUGAUCCCAGGUGGCAGAAAUGUACCCGUGACGAACGAAAAUAAGAUGGAGUAUGUGAAACUAGUCACUCAUCAUCGAAUGGCGACAGGCAUUCGUCAACAAAUUGACGCGUUCUUGAAAGGAUUUCAUCAGCUUGUACCACCGGAGCUGAUCGCUAUCUUUAACGAAAACGAACUGGAGCUGUUAAUCUCGGGCAUGCCUGAGAUCGAUAUUGACGACUUGAAGGCGAACACGGAGUAUGCCAACUACAAGCCUACGGACUCGGUAAUCCGCUGGUUCUGGGACGUGCUGUACUCAUUCACACACGAAGAGCGGGCGCUUUUCCUGCAAUUUGUCACCGGUACUUCUAAGGUGCCUCUGGAAGGUUUUAAGGCGCUGGAAGGUAUGCGCGGCACACAGAAGUUUAACAUUCACAAAGCUUUUGGUAACAACAAUGCGCUGCCCUCCGCACAUACAUGUUUCAAUCAGUUGGACCUACCGGAGUACGAAAGCGAGGAAAAGCUGAAGCAACGUCUUCUACUCGCGAUUCGCGAAGGCUCGGAAGGGUUUGGCUUUGGCUAG
Molecule: messenger RNA, 9744 nt
Organism: Peronospora matthiolae
Lineage: Eukaryota; Oomycota; Peronosporomycetes; Peronosporales; Peronosporaceae
Source: the annotation of a GenBank genome assembly